AUACCCAGACCAACCGCAAGCAUGAUCCAAGGUUCCCGUUCAGCAAACACCAGGAAAGAUAUUCUGCUCAACAUCUCCCUCUUACUUUUAGCGACAAAUUUAGACAAAAGUUUCCAGUUAGUGCUUAGUGACUGCGGAUCAGAAUACAGACGUCCAGAGUACACAGACAUCUCUGUAGACUGUGGAACGGAGUACAUCAAUGUGGCUAUCAAAUUCUGUCCUGUCAUGUACACUGGCUACAACGAAUCAGAGUUAAUCCUCAACAACGUCAAGAAUAACCCAGACUGCAGGGCGACCCUCGAUACUUCUGUAUUACCUCCCAUGGCCCGAUUUAGGUUCCCAAUCAACUCAACCAAUGCCUGUGGCAGCAACUUUGUUACAAUAAGGAGUGUAGGCACAGGAGUAUUCUCUGACUUCUCCAACAUCGAGAUGGUCAACAUCAGUGGAACUGUACAAUCAAAUGUCAUCACAACAGGCACUGUGACGUAUAACGCUGAGCUGAAGUACUACUACUCGUGUGCCUAUCCUCUGGAGUACCUGAUCAACAACACUCGGGUGGAUGUGUCAGCCUCCUCGAUUGCAGUAAAAGACAACAAUGGCAGUUUCAUCAGCACUUUGCGUCUCAAACUCUUCAAAGACAUAAACUUUACAGAGCCUCUCAUCAUACCUUCCCUCGGUAUUGAGCUGAGGACAAAUGUGUUUGUGCAAGUGGAGGCCACCAACUUGACCUCCCAGUACUUUGUGCUGCUGGACAGAUGCUACGCUUCCAUUUCCACUACACCCACCACCACAAACUUCUUCAACCUCUUUGUGCCAUGCAGCAGUGAUCAGUUCACUAAAAUGCUGGUGAAUGGGGAGAUGCAGAUUGCUCGGUUCUCGUUUCCGGCCUUCCGCUUUACAGAGCAGCAGAACCAAACAGUAUCGACAUACUAUCUGCACUGCAUCACAAGACUGUGUGAAAUAUCAUCCUGCAGUACAUUUAAGCAAUGUGGCAACCGAAAAAGGAGAGACGUUGUGCCUUUGACCACCACUCCUUCUCCAAAUGGAGUCACAGAUACCACCACCAUCACAUCACCAGCCAUCGUCAUACGCUCAGAAAACGUGGUGGCAACAAAAGAGGAAGAUGUCACAAUCAGCACCAAAAAACCUUCAGACAUCUCUGUGGGUCUCGGCGUGGCUGUGGGCAUCCUGGCAUUCGCCUGCAUCAUGACUGUAGCAAUGGGAGCAGUUUUCUACAAGAGAAACUUGCACAACGCACCUUCAAAAAUGCUCCGGUGA
Carassius carassius (crucian carp) is the source of this 1278-nucleotide messenger RNA. RefSeq names its product zona pellucida-like domain-containing protein 1. The record is from RefSeq and is a predicted model, not a curated record. Gene Ontology annotation, cellular component: cell surface. Bases 22 to 1278 code for a protein of 418 amino acids. Lineage: Eukaryota; Metazoa; Chordata; Actinopteri; Cypriniformes; Cyprinidae. The transcript is spliced from 11 exons.